AUGACCUCUGAAAACACAUCUCAGAGGUCUAAAGAAGAAGACGCAGGAAUAUUACCCUCUCAAGGGAUUGCAGUCGAUCUUCACAAGUCGGGCCAAGACCCCAGGCCCACUAAUAUUAGACAUGUAUCUGCACCAGCGUACGAAAGUCCCUUGAGACAUCAUCGCCGCAAUCAGUCCAAUCCUCGAGCAGUGAAAGAGACACUGCAUGCCCGUUCCGAAUACACAAACAGCCAAGACGAAGGUGGGGGUGCAAUACAUCGAAUUAAUCAAUACAUAGUCAAGCAGGAAAUCGGUCGGGGUUCUUUUGGGGCAGUCCAUCUUGCCGCCGACCAGUAUGGGAACGAAUAUGCAGUCAAAGAAUUUUCCAAAUCAAGGCUGCGUCGGCGCGCACAGUCGAACAUCCUCCGAAGGCCGCACGCAGCCCGCCAGAAAGGGGCAAUUGCAUCAGGGCUUGGAUUCAGUGCAAUUAUUCAUCGGCAGUCGACUGCAGACCUUGAAGAGUCGGCGGAAGCUGGCAAUCCGCUAUACUUAAUCAACGAGGAAAUUGCCAUCAUGAAAAAGUUGAACCAUGGAAAUUUGGUAGCACUCAUCGAGGUCCUCGAUGAUCCCUCGGAAGACUCGCUUUACAUGGUACUCGAAAUGUGCAAGAAAGGCGUGAUAAUGAAGGUUGGAGUUGAUGAAAUAGCGGAUCCGUAUGACGCAGAGAGUUGCCGCUGCUGGUUUCGUGAUUUGAUACUGGGCAUUGAAUAUCUGCAUGCGCAAGGUGUUAUACAUCGUGAUAUCAAACCUGACAACUUGCUGCUUACAGAAGACGACGUUCUCAAGAUCGUAGAUUUUGGAGUUUCUGAAAUGUUCGAAAAGCAAUCGGAGAUGAAGGUUGCGAAGGAAGCAGGUUCGCCUGCAUUCCUACCACCGGAGCUUUGCGUUGCUAAACACGGCGAUGUGUCUGGUAAAGCAGCAGAUAUCUGGUCGAUGGGUGUCACUUUAUACUGCCUGAUAUUUGGCUGUCUACCUUUUCAAGAGGCGAGCGUGUUACGACUUUACGAAUCGAUACAAGGCGAUGAAAUCGAGUUCUCAGAUACAAUUAAGAUUGAUGACAACCUUAAAGACAUCAUACGCAGACUACUCGACAAGGAUCCGUCCAGCCGUAUAACGAUGGACGAGCUGAGAGAACACCCAUGGGUGACGAAAGGUGGCAAAGACCCUUUGCUAUCUGCCAAGGAAAACACAAUUAACAUGGUGGAACCUCCAACACAGGAGGAGAAGGACCAUGCAAUUACAGGCAAUCUCAAUAACGUCGUCGUCUUGGUAAGCACCAAGAUUCAGGAAUCUAAAUCCUUGUUAAACGACGCUCAGAUGAAAGCUGUGAAAAAGUUCAAAAAAGCAAUUGCUAAGAAAAGACCGCCGGUCUUUGACGGCAUCUUGGGACGCGACCAUAGGAUUGUUCAGCCUCCACUUUCCAUGGAUGAUGAGGGAUUCCAAAAGCCGUCUUUGAUCCACAAAACGCGAAGUAUGGACGCUCACGAUCGGCGCCCGAUAGAGACAGCGCUGGUAACAGAAGGCUUACAUCGAGACAUUGAUCUAGGUAGCAAGCAAGGCUCCACAGCCGAUAGGGAAGAUACCAAGAUCUCAUUGACGAAGAGCCCUACUUGGUCAACACCAAAACGGCCAAGCGACCCAGGUUCGACGAAUCUUAAGCGUGAGCUUGAUGCAGAGCCAAGAUCGCAUCGUAUCAUCCACUCCGCCACUUUCCCCUUAAACCAACACCAUGGCAAAGGCCACGCGCAUGACCCCCUUGAAGAUCAUCUGUACCUGAAUCUUGGACCUACGGCUUCUUCACGCCCACCCUCGCCACCAGCGGUCAGCGAGUCUCCACCAGCGGCGGAUAUCGACAUCUACGAAACCGCUUAUCGGAAGGAGGUUGAGCGCCUACGCGCGCAACAAGGUAGAUCGGCAACGCUGUUCUUGACAAGGAGAGUGGAAAGGUUGGAGCAUUCUCUGAAAGACCACGGUCUGAUUUCAGGGGCCAGCCAAUCUAUUUCCAGGUCUCUGGGCGGCUUCACAAAGGUUAUUGAAGCUGCUCAGUCAAAAGCCGCCGACGAUGUUGCUGUUGCAGAUGACGAAGAAAGCGAAUUAGAGCAGGGCCUUCAGGAUGUUGACCAAGUGACAAAAGGAGCUGCAGACAACGAGAGCGCACAGCCAGCCCCGGAAGGCAGAAAAGGGGGUGACUUUGGAUCGCUAUCAAAGUUGGUCAAACAAGUACGAUCCAAAGGUGUUGGAACGAGUGGUCAGGAUUAG
Molecule: messenger RNA, 2298 nt
Organism: Bacidia gigantensis
Lineage: Eukaryota; Fungi; Ascomycota; Lecanoromycetes; Lecanorales; Ramalinaceae
Exons: 3
Coding region: 1-2298 (765 amino acids)
Biological process (GO): intracellular signal transduction; protein phosphorylation
Cellular component (GO): cytoplasm
Molecular function (GO): protein serine/threonine kinase activity; ATP binding
Source: RefSeq, a predicted model, not a curated record